This is a messenger RNA of Dermatophagoides pteronyssinus (European house dust mite), 744 nucleotides long. It is a transcript of the gene Sod1, whose product is annotated as Superoxide dismutase 1. Gene Ontology annotation, biological process: superoxide metabolic process. Gene Ontology annotation, molecular function: copper ion binding. The record is from RefSeq and is a predicted model, not a curated record. Lineage: Eukaryota; Metazoa; Arthropoda; Arachnida; Sarcoptiformes; Pyroglyphidae.
UAUCUUGAUUUUGUUUUUUGUUUUUUUUAGUUAAAAAUCAAACUUUUUUUCAUUAAAAUACAUUAAUCGAUCUUUGAUCAUUCGACUAAGAACAUACGUACCUUGAAUAUCAUCAUUAUUAUUAUUUUUAUUCUAAAUUUCUAAUUUGAAGACAGACUCUUUUUAAAACACAAAAAAAAUGGUUAAAGCAGUUGUUGUAUUGAAAGGUGAUCCAAAUGUCAGUGGUACAAUUUUUUUCGAACAACAGGAUAAUGGUCCGGUAAAAGUUACUGGUAGUGUUCAAGGAUUAAAACCCGGUCUACAUGGAUUUCAUGUUCAUGAAUUUGGUGACAAUACAAAUGGUUGUACAUCGGCUGGUGCUCAUUAUAAUCCAUUGAAUAAAACACAUGGUGCACCUAGUGAUGAAGAACGUCAUGUUGGUGAUUUAGGCAAUAUUGAAGCCAAUGAUAAAGGUGUUGCUAAUGUUGUAAUUGAAGAUUCAUUAAUCAGUUUGACUGGUGAAAAAUCAAUUGUUGGACGUUCAUUGGUUGUACAUGCUGAUCCAGAUGAUCUUGGACGUGGUGGACAUGAAUUAAGCAAAACAACCGGUAAUGCAGGUGGACGUCUUGUUUGUGGUGUUAUUGGCGUUACAAAAUAAAAGACUAAUGAUACCAAAAUGGCAAAAGUCAACGAAAAAAAUGAUUCCAAUAAUAUUUCCAAAACAAAAUACAAUAUUCUUGAUGAAUAAAAUCUGAUUUUACUUUA